AUGCGGACAGCCUCCAUCACAGCAGCAGUGAGGCGGCCAGUCCUCAACGCCGUUGCGUCGUCGUCGUCGUCGUCGUCGCCUAGGGCUGCAGUUUCCGUACCACGGUUCACGCGCAGCGCUUGGGGAACGAGCGCGCCGGCACCUCCACCCGUCAAGCUCGCGUACGACCUCGUCCACCCAAAAGAGGACAAGCGGCCUGACGAGGCGCUCGUGGUGUGUCAUGGAUUCUUAGGAUCAAAACAAAACUGGCGGUCGCUGGGUAAACGCAUGGCCAACGCGCUGUCCAUGCGCGUGUUCACGCUCGACAUGCGGAACCACGGACAGUCUCCACAUGCCGCGCCGCACACGAGCGUGGCCAUGGCCGAGGACCUGGGGCUGUUCUUCAAGGACCAUGGGUUGACGAGUGGAGUGCAUCUCGUGGGACACAGCAUGGGGGCCAAGUCUGUCAUGGCCUAUGCCCUCAACGCCGACCUGAACGCGCCGCUGCGGUCGCUCGUGCCCAUCGACAUGACUCCCAACAUUGAGCCCAUCGAGCCUCAAUACAACGGCUACACCAAGGGCAUGCAGGAAAUUGCCGCGGCCAAAGUCCAGACGCGCGCCGAGGCCGACGAGCUGCUCAAGCCGUACGAAGCCGUGCCCGCCACGCGCCAGUUCCUGCUCACCAACGCCAUCACCGUGCGCGGUCCGUAUGGCCGGAAACACGUCGGUUUCCGCGUCAACCUCCCCCUGCUCGCCGACGCAAUCAACAGGCUGGGCGAGUUUCCAUACACCCCGCCGCCGCCCGUGUCGCCCACGUCGCCGCAGUGGACGGGCCCGGUGCUGUUCAUCAAGGGCGCGCACGCAGCGUAUAUCCGCCCCGAUAACAUCGAGGUCGCGAGGCGGUUCUUCCCGCGCAUGGAGCUUGUGACCCUCGACGCGGGGCAUUGGGUGCAUGCCGACCGGCCAGACGAGACGGUCGAGAGUAUCGUGCGGUUUGUACAGAACAACUAG
Molecule: messenger RNA, 990 nt
Organism: Apiotrichum porosum
Lineage: Eukaryota; Fungi; Basidiomycota; Tremellomycetes; Trichosporonales; Trichosporonaceae
Exons: 4
Coding region: 1-990 (329 amino acids)
Cellular component (GO): mitochondrion
Source: RefSeq, a predicted model, not a curated record